Rhodofomes roseus is the source of this 2319-nucleotide messenger RNA. Its product is annotated as ARM repeat-containing protein. The record is from RefSeq and is a predicted model, not a curated record. The transcript has 12 exons. The coding region runs from base 205 to 2211 and encodes 668 amino acids. Gene Ontology annotation, molecular function: mRNA 3'-UTR binding. Gene Ontology annotation, biological process: post-transcriptional regulation of gene expression. Lineage: Eukaryota; Fungi; Basidiomycota; Agaricomycetes; Polyporales; Fomitopsidaceae. Gene Ontology annotation, cellular component: cytoplasm.
GUCACACAUCUGGGUCCGUCCACGUCCGUCUAUGGCGAAGCAGCUGCCAUAGACGGGUCAUCCAGGUUCGUCCCCAUGUCGCGACCAGCCACAGCUUGUCAUCCCGCCACCCGCCACUUAUAAACCUGCGCCGUGUUCAACUCGACCCAUCCGCCCCUUCCUUCUUCAUCUCUCUCCCCCAUCAUCCAUCACCCUCUCGCCGACAUGGACCAGCCUGCCGCCGCCAGGAACUUCGAUCCUUUCUACGACAUGCCGCUCCCUACCCGCGGUGACCCUGGUCGCGGCAUCUACGCCUCCAUCUGGGCUCCUCAGCCGCAGCCCUCCGAAACCGCCUGGUCGAAGGCCAUCGACUCGUUCACCCGUGUCGACGGCGACGGCCACCCCGUUCGUCCGGACCCUCGUCGGACGAGCUCAUUCCCCAGCACCUGCGAGGACUUGUUCGGACCUCCUGGUUCGGACGCUCGCACGCGUAAAAACGUCGGAGCCAUAGGCGACGGCCGCAAGAAAGGGUCUCCGACUCUGGAACAAGUCCAUGUCGAACAGCUUUUCCGUACCUUGAACCUCAACUCGCCCGCUCCCGGUCCUACACUAGUCACCUCCUUCGGGGAGACUCAGCAGUCGUCGCAGGCGUCCCCUGAUCUAUCUCCCAUUUCCAAUACUGCUCUUCUUACCCCGUCUGAUUCUCCUGCUACGAAAACGUUCGAUGUCAAGGCGGACGGCAGCCAGUUCGGUCUCGGUGUCUUCAACGGUUAUCAGGGUGAUCGUCUCUUUGAGACGGGGCCGCCGCCGAGGCAGAACGAAAUAUAUAGGGAGCCUCAGGUCUUGCCUAGGACUAGCUUCGCGCCCGCGCAUCAGCGGGACGCGAGCGCGUUCCCUUUCCUCGAGCCUCUCCCAGAAGUCCCUUCGCCGAUCCGUUCUUCUCAGUCCUUCCUGCAGGGUGCCUAUCCUCAGUCUACGCAUCACCGCCUCGAGUCGGCUCAGGCUCAGCAGCAGCCAUGGUCUCAGCAGCCUCGUCUACGCGCGGCGUCUGGAUGGGUGCAAACGGAGGACAGGUCGAUGGUCGAUUUUGCUGCGGCUAGCUUCGCCGCGCCUGAAUCGACCCUUCGUUCGUCUCAGUCGAGCCAUGGUAGUAGCAAGUCCCAUGCUCAUGAACCCAUCAACUUCUUGUCCUUGCUUCAUCCGUCCUCUUCGCCACCUUACCAUCUCUUUGUUGAUCGCAUCAUCAAGUCGUCGGACCAACAAGCUUCCAUCUUCCUUCAGCAGAAGCUCAAGGUCGCUGACGCCCCUGAACGAGCCAAGAUUGUGGACGCCAUAUGUUCCAAGGGCUUUGAGAUGAUGGCUCACCGGUUCGGGAAUUGGGCCGUCCAGAGGUGCUUGGAGGCGACUGCUCCACCCGAUGAGCGCCGUCAGAUUGUUGCUUGUAUGAGGGGCCGUGUCGUCGAACUGGCGACCAAUUGCUACGGUUGUCAUGUCCUGCAGAAGGCCCUGGACUGCGAAGAGGACGUCAGACUGCUCAUCGUCUCUGAGCUGCUCCUCGGUGACCCCGCUCAGACGCUAGUGAACAAGCAUGCAUCUCAUGUUUGGAGCAAGAUCAUGGAGCUGACAUGGACGCCUCCGGCUCCUCCGAUCUUUGCGUACGUUAACAGGUCUCUCAAGGGAAGAUGGGCGGCCCUCGCGUGCCAUGAGACUGGCUCCCUCGUCGUCCAGCAUGCCUUUGAGAAUCUCGAGGAGGCCGCAAAGGAUGGCAUUGUAGACGAACUGCUCAAUCAGGGCUCCGCGAUAUUCGCAGAGGUCACGAAGAGUCAAUGGGGAUCGUAUUGCGUUCAACACAUACUUGAGCACGGAUCGAAGAAGCACAAGGACAUGGCCCUUGAUCAUCUUUUGACUGGUCUUCUUGAAUAUGCAACAAACGAACAGGGUGUGAAGUCCGUCACGAAGGCUCUCAAAGAGGGCGGAAAGGAGACUCUGGAUAAGAUCAUUAAGCGCAUGUGCGAGGCGGCCAAGGGCGGACGCCGAGCCAUAAUUGUCGACUUGGCACUGUCGGUCACUGGAAGCCAGCUGAUCGCGAGCGUGUUGCCCAACGCGGAUAAAGACCAGCGCGCCCUGCUCUAUGAGUCAAUUCGUGGGCAUAUUGUCACACUUCGUGGCUGCAAGACUGGUUCUAAGGUCAUCUGGCUCUUCGAUCGCAUGCGCGCAUAUUAUGGCUAUUGAGGUCGACGGUCGUUAGAGCCUGUCUUCGUACCGCCCAGUUCGCAUCUGCAGCAAUCUCUGACUCGUGCCGACACCGACAUGUCCCAAAGCCUUGAAAACCCGGAAAAC